Messenger RNA from Carica papaya (papaya), 2644 nucleotides. It is a transcript of the gene DEG15, whose product is annotated as protease-like protein. Gene Ontology annotation, molecular function: serine-type endopeptidase activity. NCBI's taxonomy places the organism in Eukaryota, Viridiplantae, Streptophyta, Magnoliopsida, Brassicales, Caricaceae. The record is from RefSeq and is a predicted model, not a curated record. Gene Ontology annotation, cellular component: peroxisome. Gene Ontology annotation, biological process: protein processing.
CAGGAGCCAACGGGCCUACCUUUAGACAGCUCGUUUUCUUCCUUCAUUUAUCUUCUAAGCCUCGAGAGCAGCAAAACUUCCAGCUCCUUUCAUUAAAUCGCAGAUUACUCUGUUUUCCCUCCUCCUCCUCUGCAACAAGGAGUCCUUAAACCUGAUAACAGUUUCGCUGCAAGCGAAUCAAGAUUUUUCUACAAUGGGUUUGCCCGAAAUCGUCGACUUUGCCCGGAAUUUUGCUGUCUUGGUCAAAGUUCAGGGCCCUGACCCGAAGGGUCUGAAGAUGAGGAAACAUGCUUUUCAUCAAUACCGUUCUGGCAAAACAACACUUUCAGCUUCUGGGAUGCUAUUGCCCGAUGCUCUUUAUAGUUCUGAGGCGGCUAAGCGUGUUUUAAAUUGUGAUAGCGGUCAGAGUUUGGCCUUGGUUGUGACUGUUGCAUCUGUUGUAGAACCUUUUCUGUCUGCGGAGCACAGAGAAAACAUGUCUCAGGGUAACCCACAGUUGAUUCCGGGUGCUCGGAUUGAUAUAAUGGUGGAGGGAAAAGUGAGUAUGGAAGAAGCUCCUUGUUGGAUUGCUGCUCAACUCGUGUCACUGGUUGAUGUCCCUGCAUCUUCCCUUGCUCUCCAAUCUCUUAUUGAAGCUUCUUCAAGCUCACUAGAGCAUGGAUGGGAGGUCGGUUGGUCAUUGGCCUCAUAUGAUAAUGAUCUGCAGACUUCAAUAGACAUUAUUCGGACUCCGAUUGAUCAUGAAAGCAAAUCUAUCAUGGAGAGGCAGAGACAUUUUUCUUUGAGGGAAUCACGCAAUCCAAGUGUGAUGGGCAGGUCAACUACUAGAGUAGCUGUUCUUGGGUUGUCUUUAGGUUUAGAGGGUCAGCAAAAUCUUGCCAUAUCACCUUUGAAUAGAAGUGGAGAUUUUCUUCUAGCCGUGGGUUCUCCCUUUGGUGUACUCUCACCAGUGCACUUCUUCAACAGCAUGUCAGCAGGAUCUAUUGCCAACUGCUAUCCACCUGGAUCAUCAAAGGGAUCAUUGUUGAUGGCUGACAUACGCUGUCUACCUGGAAUGGAAGGUUGUCCAGUUUUUGGUGAACACGCACAAUUUGUUGGUAUUUUGGUUAGACCAUUAAGGCAUAAGAAUGAUGGUGCUGAAAUUCAGCUGGUGAUUCCGUGGGAAGCCAUUGCAACUGCUUGCAGUGACUUGCUGCUGAAGGAGCCUCAAAAUGCAGAAAAUGGGAUCCAUAUUAACGAGGGAAACUUAAAUGGUGUAGGGAACAAAAUUUUGUCUAACAGCCUUGACGCAAUGGGACCUUGCUAUUAUAAGUAUGGGCAUUCUGAUGCUUGUUUCCACCCAGAUCUGCCAGUUGAGAAGGCAAUGGCAUCUAUCUGUCUUAUUACCAUUAAUGAUGGUGUGUGGGCAUCCGGUGUUGUAGUCAAUGAUCAAGGGCUUAUACUUACAAAUGCUCACCUGCUAGAACCAUGGAGAUUUGGAAAAACAACAGUUAGUGGUAGACAAAACGGAAACAAUCCCGAGGCACUUUCCUUCCAGUCUGAGGGAUCUUCUCCUGGAAAUUUUGGGAUUGACAACUACCAGAAGGGUCUGGAAUUUCCAAAGAAAGAAGUAAAGAAUGCUGGUUUUUCUAUGGCUGAUGGUCAUGGAGAACAUAAAAUCAAUAACUUUUACAGUGCUUACAGAAAAAUACGCGUUCGUUUAGAUCAUCAGAAUCCUUGGAUUUGGUGUGAUGCUAAAGUAGUAUAUAUUUCUAAAGGACCUCUGGAUGUUGCGUUACUCCAGCUUGAGCAUGUUCCUCAUCAGCUUUCUCCUAUUACUACAAAUUUUGAGCAUCCUUCUUUAGGAUCAAAGGCAUAUAUUAUUGGGCACGGAUUGUUUGGACCAAGAUGUGGAUUUUCUCCAUCUGUUUGCUCUGGGGUUGUGGCAAAGAUAAUAAAAGCAAAGAUGCCUCCGUUUUAUCAGUCCAUCCUAAAAAGAGGUUUAGAGCUUCCUGCAAUGCUUGAAACAACAGCUGCUGUCCAUCCAGGUGGUAGUGGUGGUGCUGUUGUCAAUUCAAAUGGUCAUAUGAUCGCACUUGUUACCAGCAAUGCGAGGCAUGGUGGAGGAACGAUUAUACCAAACCUGAACUUCAGCAUUCCUUGUGCAGUUCUGGCACCUAUCUUCGAGUUUGCAAGAGACAUGUCAGACCUGUCACUUCUUCAAAAUCUUGAUCAGCCAAAUAAACACCUUUCUUCAAUAUGGGCAUUGAUGCCACCACUAUCUUCCAAGCCAAAAUCUCCAUCACCUAACUUGCCAGAGUCUUUGAUGGAAGAUCAUAAGAAAGAAGGUAGGGGUUCCCGUUUUUCAAAAUUCAUAGCUGAAAGGCAUGAGAUCUUGAAAGGGUCAUCUCCAUUUGGCAAGGCAGAAGGGUUCUCUAAUGUGCAUUUACCUAGUAAGUUAUAGCCCUGCAUUUUUUUCUUUCAUAGAGUAUCAGGUAUCAGCAGAAUAAUUGGAAUCAGUUUUCUGAAAUGCCAUUUACUGGAUAGAGUUGGGGUUGUGGGAGAAAAGAGUAUGCUUUCUUGGAAAAUUGUAGUAUGUAAUCUGUAUAAUAAUGAAGAUCAAAAGGCAAUGAAUUUAAAAAGAACAAUAUUGUUUCCUUCAGCA